CUAUCUAUCUAUCUAUCUAUUUCUCUCCCUCUCUCUCUCUCCCUCUCUCGAUCUCUUGUUGAUUAUUUUGAAACAACGAUUGAUCUUUUAUUGAAUAGAUAUUAUCAUGAAGAACGAAUGAAAAGUUUUAUCGUAUCUUUUCUAAUUAUUGAAGAGAUGGGCGUUCAAAGGGGGCGUGAAACAGCAGUUUGAAUACGACAUAACAAUAUCGCGUCAUGUGGGAGGUGGAUUGGGCGGUUUCGAUCGGUUUUGUCUACCACUUGUAGAAAUUUGACUAAACAUUUAUUAAAAGUGCUUCGACAAUAUAAAAAAAAAACACAACAAUUGUCUUCACGUUCAUUCGUGUUUCAAUAAUAUUUCUAAUUAUGAAUUUUUAAAGUGAACAAAGAUUUAUUAAAUUGUUUAAUGGUAGACGUGUUAUAUUAUAGUUUAUAACUUGUGGUGUUAAAGAAAACUUGAUGUGUUAUAUUCGAAAUAAAAGUUUUUCUUUUUUUAUAUAAAUUAUUUUCAAAGAAAUCCGUCUUUCUGUGCGCACUUUAACGGUGUCCCUUUUUUAAAAUAUAAAUAAUUUAUUAAUCAUGUCGGCGAAUCUCGUAAAUUUUUUUAUUUUAAAAAAACAAAUUUGCCUACUUUUAUUUAUGCUGAGUCAAGUCAGCAGUGGACAUGAAGACGAUAUGCACACAAUACAAUAUACAAAAGAGACAUUUUUGGAUGAAAUCAAAAAAAAGAAUAGCUUUGUGAUGUUUUAUGCACCUUGGUGUGGUCACUGCCAAAGAUUAGGCCCAACAUGGGCACAAUUAGCUAAAAUGUAUAACGAAGGAGAUAGUAAUAUAAAAAUAGCAAAAGUCGAUUGUACCAUUGACAGUAAUCUUUGUAGCGAGCACGAUGUUACUGGUUAUCCAACACUUAAGUUCUUCAAAGCAGGAGAAUCCAAAGGUACUAAGUUUAGAGGGACACGAGAUUUACCUUCGUUAACAUUUUUUAUCAAUGAUCAAUUAGGAGGCGUAUCAACGGUAGAAGAUAAUACACCUUCUCCUCCAGAACCGGUGAAUGGUUUAUCUGAAUUAACGGAAGAAUCAUUUCAUUCUCAUGUUGAGAAAGGUCAUCACUUUAUUAAAUUUUAUGCGCCUUGGUGUGGCCAUUGUCAAAAAUUGGCUCCAACGUGGGAAGAAUUAGCUAACAGUCUUCGUAAUGAUGAUUCUGUUAGUAUUUCCAAAGUAGAUUGUACUUCAUUUAGAAGUAUAUGUGAGGAAUUUGAUAUAAAAGGAUAUCCAACUUUACUUUGGAUAGAAGAUGGAAAGAAGAUGUAUAAGUAUACUGGUCAAAGAACUCAUGAAGAUUUGAAGGCUUAUGUAUCAGCGAUGCUUAAAAAAAGUGCAGAACAGUCUUUGAAUAAAGAUAGAAGCUCGGAUAGUACCAUUCAUAAUGUAUUAAGUUUAACAGGUGAUAGCUUUGAACAUAGUGUUGAAAAAGGUGUUUCAUUUGUUAAAUUUUUUGCACCUUGGUGCGGACAUUGUAAACGUCUCGCACCAACUUGGGAAGAGCUUGGUAGAAAAUUUUUUGCUAAUGAAAAUGUGCAUAUAGCCAAAGUGGAUUGUACACUUAAUACAAGCAAGCAGUUGUGUUAUGAACAAGAAGUAGAUGGUUUUCCGACAUUGUACUUAUAUCGAAAUGGUCGUAAAGUUUCAGAGUAUAAUGGGCCCCGUAAUCUCGAUGAUCUCUAUGGAUUUGUCAUGAAUCAUUUACGAUCUCACGAUGAACUAUAAUUGCAUACAUUGUUAUUAUUAUCGUCAUAAACAUCGUAGGAAAUAUCUCUAAGAAAUGUGUAUUAUGAAGAUUUAUGAUCAAAGCUUGGUGAUUUGUAUAUUUUAUAAACGUACUUUUACAUUCGAAGCAACAUAGACACACAAACACAAAGGAUAUUUGUUAUGAUCUAUUCUGUAAUUAUCACUAUCAUAAUUUUAACAAUGAUUAUAAUGUAAAUUGUUUUAAUUUUAAAUAACGGAAUUUUGGACUUUCUAAUAUGGCAAUUAUAUCAUUAA
Molecule: messenger RNA, 2042 nt
Organism: Vespa crabro (European hornet)
Lineage: Eukaryota; Metazoa; Arthropoda; Insecta; Hymenoptera; Vespidae
Gene: prtp
Product: thioredoxin domain-containing protein 5 homolog
Exons: 5
Coding region: 579-1766 (395 amino acids)
Biological process (GO): protein folding
Cellular component (GO): endoplasmic reticulum
Molecular function (GO): protein disulfide isomerase activity
Source: RefSeq, a predicted model, not a curated record